Messenger RNA from Rhinopithecus roxellana (golden snub-nosed monkey), 699 nucleotides. Its product is annotated as myomesin-2-like. Gene Ontology annotation, molecular function: protein binding. The record is from RefSeq and is a predicted model, not a curated record. Lineage: Eukaryota; Metazoa; Chordata; Mammalia; Primates; Cercopithecidae. Bases 1 to 651 code for a protein of 216 amino acids. The transcript is spliced from 4 exons.
AUGGAGGACACAGGUGGCCCCAAGGCCUUACCGGACCCCAGUUCACAGUCCACUAGUGGGGCCUGGCACGAGAUGAGAGGAUCUAAUGUUGUCCCUUCUGCUCCGGGUCGGGUUCUUGCUUCCCGAAACACCAAGACGUCGGUGGUGGUGCAGUGGGACCGACCCAAGCAUGAGGAGGACCUGCUGGGCUACUACGUGGACUGCUGCGUGGCCGGAACCAACCACUGGGAGCCCUGCAACCACAAGCCCAUCGGAUACAACAGGUUCGUGGUACACGGCUUAACCACGGGAGAGCAGUACAUCUUCCGAGUCAAGGCGGUCAAUGCCGUGGGGAUGAGUGAAAAUUCCCAGGAAUCAGACGUCAUAAAAGUGCAGGCUGCACUCACCGUCCCGUCCCAUCCUUAUGGGAUCACACUCCUCAACUGUGACGGCCACUCCAUGACCCUCGGCUGGAAGGUUCCGAAAUUCAGCGGUGGCUCGCCCAUCCUGGGCUACUACCUGGACAAGCGUGAAGUUCACCAUAAAAACUGGCACGAGGUCAAUUCCUCACCCAGCAAACAGACAAUCCUAACGGUCGGUUGGUUUUUAUUUCUUUGUUUAUUUUUGCCUGGGUGGUUCUUUACAGUUUUUGGGCAAUGUUUCCGCGUUUGAUGACAUUAGAUAAUUUGAUAGACACAAAAAUGGAUUAAAAAAUAGUAU